GAACGCACGGGCAUGACACAGGAAGAGGCGGAAGCAUUUGUCAGCAGUCUCAGGGGAGCGUUCACCGACCUCGAGAACCUGCUGGUGCCAACUGUGGCAGCGGUUGAGGGAGCAGCACUGGGGGGGGGACUGGAAAUGCUUCUAGCUUGUGACAUUCGAGUGGCAGGCUUCAAUGCCAAAUUCGGCCUUCCAGAGACUUCACUUGCCAUCAUUCCCGGGGCGGGUGGCACGCAGCGGUUACCGCGCCUCAUUGGGGCAUCUCGGGCCAAGGAGCUCAUUUUCACGGCUCGGGUUGUGCGCGCUGAUGAGGCACUGUCACUGGCCAAGGAGCUCAAAUUCACGGCUCCGAUUGUGCGUGCUGACGAGGCUCUCUCCUUUGGUGAGAGGGAGGGGCGAGUGGGGAGAGUGAGUGGGGAGGAUAUUGACUGUGGUGUAACUAGUGUCGCCUUGAGGUUGUAUGAAAGCAAGGGGCUUUCAGAGCAUCUCGAGCCAAGGAGUGGGUAUUCACGGCCUGGGUUGUGUGUGCAGACGAGGCACUCUCUCUCGGUGAGAGGGGUGGGCGAAUGGGAAGGGCAAGUAGGUUGGGUGAGAAUUAAGGGCGAGUGUCGAGGGUGA
Messenger RNA from Closterium sp. Naga37s-1, 615 nucleotides. The record is from the annotation of a GenBank genome assembly. Lineage: Eukaryota; Viridiplantae; Streptophyta; Zygnematophyceae; Desmidiales; Closteriaceae.